AUGGUCAGGAAGUCCCUGAUUGCUGGACUGGUGGUUCUUGUGGUGGCCGCAGUGAGCCUGUUCCUUGGGCUGUUCGUGGGCAUGGGGAAGAAAUAUGCAUCGCCCCCAUCAGAGUACUUUUACUCAAAGGCUGCAGUGGCCACGGAUGCUGGAAAGUGUUCGGAGGUUGGGAGGGACAUCCUGAAGAGGAACGGCUCAGCUGUGGAUGCAUCCAUCGCUGCCUUGCUUUGUGAUGGCCUUUACAAUGCUCACAGCAUGGGUAUUGGUGGAGGACUCUAUUUCAUUAUCUACAACGCUUCCACAGGGAAAGUGGAAACCAUUGACGCGAGGGAGACAGCCCCCAUGAAUGCCACUGAAGACAUGUUUGGCAAUAACACCAAACUCUCAAGGAUAGGUGGACUAUCAAUAGCCAUUCCAGGGGAGAUCCGUGGCUAUGAGAUGGCACACAAAAGACAUGGCAGGCUGCCGUGGAAGGAACUGUUUGAGCCGAGUAUCGCCUUGGCUCGUGAUGGCUUUCCUAUAGGAAAAGCUUUGGCUUAUGCCAUCUUUAAGAGCAAAGAGUCCAUUCAAAGAGACACCAACCUGUGUGAAGUGUUCUGUGACUCUCGAAAAAACAUCCUGAAGGAAAAUGAUGUUUUAAGAUUUCCAAAACUAGCAGAGACAUACCAAAGGAUAGCAGAGGAGGGGCCUGAUGUGUUUUAUAAUGGGACAAUGGCAAAGAGCAUCGUAGAAGACAUCCAGGCAGCAGGUGGGAUUAUCACCUUGGAGGACUUGAUGGAGUAUGAGCCUGUGCUGAAUGAGAAUCCUCUGAAGCUCAACAUUGGGGAGUACACCAUGCAUGUCCCAGAUGCCCCCUCCAGUGGCCCAGUGCUGGCACUCAUACUCAACAUAGUGGAUGGUUACAACUUCACAAACACAAGUGUGUCAACAGCACAGGAGAAGACUCUGACGUACCACCGCAUUGUAGAGGCUUUUCGUUUUGCUUACGCCAAGAGGAGCAGACUGGGGGACCCGCGCUACCUCAACAUCACAGAUCUCAUCCAAAACAUGACCUCAGACUACUUCGCUGACGGCAUAAGAAGUAAAAUUACAGAUGACACCACCCAUCCUGACAGCUACUAUGAGCCAGACUACUUUAUCCCAGACAACCACGGAACAGCUCACCUCUCCGUCAUCGCUGAGGAUGGAAGCGCUGUGGCUGCCACCAGCACCAUUAAUUUCUAUUUUGGCUCCAAAGUCAUGUCUCGAUCCACUGGAAUCAUUUUUAAUGAUGAAAUGGGUGACUUCAGCUCCCCACACAUAAGCAGUGGCUUUGAAAUCCCUCCCUCACCCAACAACUUCAUCCAACCAGGUAAGAGGCCGCUGUCUUCCAUGUGUCCGACCAUUAUCUUCGACAAAGAAAAUACAGUAAAGAUGGUUGUGGGAGCCUCUGGUGGGACAAAAAUCACCACAGCCACGGCCUUAGUCAUCCUGAACUCCUUGUUCUUCAACUAUGACCUGAAGAAAGCUGUGACAGAGCCACGUGUUCACAAUCAGCUCAACCCAAAUAUGACAGUGGUGGAGCAGGGCUUUGAAAAGAGUGUUCUGGAGGGUCUGGCCCAGAAGAACCAUGUGACCCAGCUGCUGAGGACUCCAGACUCUGUGGUCCAGGCGGUGGUUCGACAGGGAGCGCGUCUCUGUGCGGAGUCUGACCCCAGGAAAGGAGGCUAUCCAGCAGGAUACUGAGCACAACUCCAGGUCUCCUCUGCUCCGCUCAGUCUGCUCAAAGGAACUCAAGC
Messenger RNA from Thalassophryne amazonica, 1778 nucleotides. RefSeq names its product gamma-glutamyltransferase 1a (gene ggt1a). Gene Ontology annotation, molecular function: glutathione gamma-glutamate hydrolase. NCBI's taxonomy places the organism in Eukaryota, Metazoa, Chordata, Actinopteri, Batrachoidiformes, Batrachoididae. The record is from RefSeq and is a predicted model, not a curated record. Gene Ontology annotation, cellular component: plasma membrane. Gene Ontology annotation, biological process: regulation of immune system process; regulation of inflammatory response; glutathione catabolic process. The transcript has 12 exons. Bases 1 to 1725 code for a protein of 574 amino acids.